CUGUGUUGGUUUCUUCCAGUUCUUCUCCGACUCCGAUUGGUCGGUUUCUUCUUCGUCAUUCUGUUGUCUUGGUAGCUUCCUUUAACGCCUUUUUGGUUAGAACUUUUACAUUUUUUCUCAGGAGAGGGAACCUACCAGUCUGCAAAAUGUCAAGUAAAAGGGCCAAGGGAAAGAACACCAAGAAGCGACCCCAGCGUGCUACCUCCAAUGUGUUUGCUAUGUUUGAUCAGUCCCAGAUCCAGGAGUUCAAAGAGGCGUUCAAUAUGAUUGACCAAAACAGAGAUGGAUUUAUUGACAAAGAAGACCUUCAUGAUAUGCUCGCCUCACUAGGUAAAAACCCCACUGAUGACUACCUGGAGGCUAUGAUGAAUGAAGCUCCUGGCCCAAUCAACUUCACCAUGUUUCUGACCAUGUUUGGAGAAAAGCUAAAUGGCACCGAUCCAGAGGAUGUGAUCCGUAACGCUUUUGCGUGUUUUGAUGAAGAGGGCACAGGUAUGAUUCAGGAGGAGUACCUGCGGGAGCUGCUCACUACCAUGGGCGACCGCUUCACAGACGAAGACGUGGACGAGCUUUAUCGAGAGGCACCAAUCGACAAGAAAGGCAACUUCAACUACGUAGCAUUCACACGUAUUCUAAAACACGGUGCGAAGGACAAGGACGAUUAGUGAUGUGCUGCACAAGGCUCUGUUCAUACUUCAUGUGCUUCUUUUAAUGCGUUUCUACUUCAUCUGAAUCAGCUAUAUUCUGUAGUUUGGCUUCUGAAAAGCAGCACUGUUGUUUAUAGCCUUUUGAAGGUCAUUUGUUUAAGCUGCUCUGUGGACCUCUGGGUCUCCCUUCCCUCCUCCAGACUUGUUUUUUAAUUUUUUUUUUUUUUUUUGCUUAUUUGCACAUUUAUGACAUCACUACGGGGUCUGUCCUGGCAAGUAAAGGCAUGAGAAGACCCCAUUGAUAAAGCUGGAAAUAAACCAACACAAGAGGU
Nothobranchius furzeri (turquoise killifish) is the source of this 979-nucleotide messenger RNA. It is a transcript of the gene myl12.2, whose product is annotated as myosin, light chain 12, genome duplicate 2. Gene Ontology annotation, molecular function: calcium ion binding. Lineage: Eukaryota; Metazoa; Chordata; Actinopteri; Cyprinodontiformes; Nothobranchiidae. Gene Ontology annotation, cellular component: cytoplasm. The record is from RefSeq and is a predicted model, not a curated record.